AUGGAAUCUCACAAAGAUCAUGACAGAACCGCGCUCAGCGCCGAAAGCGAACUGACACGAUGCCUCGCCCAGAAGGAGCCGACAUUUGCUGAGAUCUCACACUUCCUCUCAGAGUACGUCAACGCCGCACUGUCCCUCAGCUCACGGCCAGAUCCCGCUAACACAACGUCUUACUUUGACAGAUUUCGCUCCAUAUGCCAGGAUGCCAUUCUGCUCGACUUCGAUACCGCCCGCGACACGGAUGUGGAGGGUCGCCUGUGGGACGCGCACCUGAAAGUGAACAAUCGGUUUCGCAAGUUGCUUUCUCGCUAUCGCGAUGAGAACGCAAAGAAGAAGCCGGUCGAAAAGCGCAAGCUUGAGAAGCAUUACUUGGAUUUCAUCAAGUCCAGCCAACGGUUCUAUCGUGGCUACAUCCAACACAUCUCGUCGCAUUUUGGAGGCAUUGUGGAACUGGAGAAAGUCGCGCGCAAGUUCAACUUUGAGAGUACGAAUACCCUAAUUGAAUUUAAUGGGCUGCCGGUUCUCCGGCGCCCUGUGAAUAACACCGAUACUAAUCACCAACCCCUUCCAGACCUGUCUGCGCAACCUCCGAUUCCCACAACUCCCGACCUACGGAAACGAAUCCUCCAAUCCUGCCACGCUACCCUGAUCAGGCUGGGUGACCUCUCUCGUUAUCGAGAGACCGAACUCGUGAACAAGGAUCGUAAAUGGGGACCCGCGAUUGGAUACUAUGACCUCGCAUCCGUGAUUUAUCCCGCCUCCGGAACGUCGCAUAACCAGCUGGCCGUUAUUGCUCUCGCCGAUGGCAACCAUUUCCGGGCCACCUAUCAUUUGUACCGAGCUUUGUCUACCCAGAAAUCCCACCCCUCGGCCAAAGGGAACCUGGAAAUUGAGUUCAAGAAGGUGAUGAGCCUAUGGGCCAAACGAGAGCUGAUCCGUCCUGAGGAUGCUGGAAUUCCCGGUAGAGCUCUCGCUCCAUGGUUCGUAUAUCUUCACGCCCAGUGCUACAGAGGCAAUGAUUUCCCAGAACACGACGAGUUGGAGAGCGAGGUCAUGAGCCAACUCGCAGUCGAAAUCAGGGAAAGACCUCUUGAGGGAAUGCUGCAGAAAUUCUGCCUGGUUAACAUUGCCGCCGAGGAUUUUGCCAGAGCACGAUCAAAUGAGGAGCCAGUAUCCAAUGCGCGCUUGUUCUUUCAGCGAAUCAACGUCAAAACAUUCUUUACUCUACUGCAGAUCCUUCUUGUUGAGCUCGAGCGAUUCGCGGCCGAGGAUUCGAGCGCAAGCAGCAACGGCAAAGAUGUUGCCAAAAAUGGCCCGGAUAAGCUCACUGUUGUUGCCCGUCGAAUUCUUCCAGCAUUGAGGCACUAUAGCUCUUGGCUUCUAGUGACCAACGAGUUCCUCGUUGCGCAAAAGGAAGAGAAGGACUCUGCCCUGUCUAUUCAGAUCCAAGAGUUCUGGAAGAUUUAUGCAGGAACUCUGACACUUCUUACAUCUACAUUUGAUGUUGCACAGCUCCCGGAGAUUGACUAUCUCCUCGAAGAUGACGAAGAGAGUCUUGGUUUUUUGCCUCUUGAUCAGUCCUCCACAUCUCGCCGAUACAUCGGCAUCAAUGGACAGCUCAAACCCCGAAUGAACGAUCCAGGUAUUGAGAGAAGCCACCCGAACAUGGAAAUGAUGUACAGAAUCCGCGAGUUUGUUAUCGACGGCCUUGAUCUGGUAGUGGGCAACAAAAUUCCAGUUGCGCUUAUCGAUGACGAAGACAAGAAGACCUUCCUCUACCGAGAAGAUGGGUUGCCGUCCCAGUUUUUCUCGAGUCCACAUGGCCACGAGCAGACAUUGCCGACCCCAAAUGUUGAACGGGAGGAUAUCCCUCCGCCUCCAGCAGCUCAAGACGCCAACUCCGCCGCGGAGGGUCGCAGCAUGUUUGGUGGCUCUCAGGCUGCAUCAGCAUCCAUGUCGGCGAACAUGAACCGUAUUGUGGAAGGCGUGGAGCGACUGGUAGAAUCUGAUACAUACGAAAAUGCGCCCAACGUUCCAGGCCCAUAUGCCUUUCUUAACGAGCCUCAAGAUAUCGACACACCUCCGGCGCAUAUGGGCUCCACAAUGAACGGAUUUCCUUUCAACGAACAGACCACGCCUCAGCUUGGAACACCCAUUCCGCCUCCUGGACUUGCUCCCCCGAACCCCGGGGCAGCAGACUCCCUCCGCGCAUCAAUUUCUCAGUCGUACUCGCCGCUUGCAUCUGUCCCUGGAAUGCCCAGUAUCUGGAACACGGCAUCGCCUCCAGCUCCGCUCAGAGAGCGUACGUCUCCUCGUACGCCUCCUGGCCUAGGACAACAACCCCAGAUGCACUCGAUGGCACCCCCAAGUGCCGGUUUGCAGCGGACACCAUCUCAAGGCCAGAUCGCAAAUGACCUCCUCCAUCAAAGUAUGAUGGGUCAUAUUCAAACACCCAGUUUCUUUGAUCCGGCUGGCCCAGUCCCUUCGUCGUGGAUCCCACCAACAAACUCCUCAACAGCCCUAUCUCGGCAACCCCCAGGCACUUGGGAUGGUGAUAAUUUCAAUCACAUGGCCUAUGGCUCGUAUUCCAGCCAGCCUAUGUCGAGCGCUUUGCCAAACCAAACCUGGGCCAAUGAAGCUUUUAUCGCCAGCGGUUUUCCGGCAAGCGGAGGGCCCUUUGCCCCGGGUUUUGGCAGCCACCGCAAAUCAACCAGUCAGCUCGGAGCUAUCGGUCAGACUCCCCCAUGCGGGCAAGGAGGCUGA
Messenger RNA from Penicillium argentinense, 2763 nucleotides. RefSeq lists its product as uncharacterized. Gene Ontology annotation, molecular function: telomeric repeat DNA binding; protein binding; telomerase RNA binding. Gene Ontology annotation, biological process: nuclear-transcribed mRNA catabolic process, nonsense-mediated decay. The transcript has 2 exons. The record is from RefSeq and is a predicted model, not a curated record. Gene Ontology annotation, cellular component: telomerase holoenzyme complex. Lineage: Eukaryota; Fungi; Ascomycota; Eurotiomycetes; Eurotiales; Aspergillaceae. The coding region runs from base 1 to 2763 and encodes 920 amino acids.